AUGUAUUGGAAGUACCGGGUUGCCGUGGUGAUCGCGUUCUUCAUCUGCUACGCGCCGAACCAGUCUCAGCGUCUCAUGGUCGUCUACGUGCAGGACUGGAACGAGAAGCUGGUCGGCAUCUUCCACAUCAUCACCUAUGUGUCCGGUGUGCUCUACUACACGAGCGCCACCAUCAACCCGAUACUCUACAACGUCAUGUCGCUCAAGUUUCGCGGCGCCUUCAAGACGACGCUUUUUCGCUGUUUUCGUCCCCCAAAGAAACAGCGCAGCCCCUUUCUCGCACAUUUCAAUGGCUCGUAUAAAUUUACGAGCAAGCAGGUGCACUCGGACACCUCCGGCACGCAGAUGGAGUGUCCGCAGGGAGCCAACAGCGCCUCGCCCGACUCGCGCGCGCCGCUGCGACCUCGCGGAGCCUCAGAGAAGAUGGACAACCACACCCGAGCGAAGCUCGUCGCAGGCCUCCCGCUGCGUAGCCGCUCUCCAUCGCCCGUGCAGCCUCCCGAUCGGCUCAAUCACAACGAACUCCGAACCCCGUCCGACGACGACCCUUUUGAGGACAACAUCGAACUGUCCGAAUACAUGGUAGAGCUGAACGCCUACUGCCUGAACGACGCAAAGCUGAACAAGACGCUCGUCAACGGCAGCCGCAAGGAUCGCCUCAACAACUAUUCGCCGACGAUCAUCAACGAUCUGAUGAAAUGA
Priapulus caudatus is the source of this 702-nucleotide messenger RNA. RefSeq names its product G-protein coupled receptor 39-like. The record is from RefSeq and is a predicted model, not a curated record. Gene Ontology annotation, biological process: neuropeptide signaling pathway. The coding region runs from base 1 to 702 and encodes 233 amino acids. Gene Ontology annotation, molecular function: neuropeptide receptor activity. NCBI's taxonomy places the organism in Eukaryota, Metazoa, Priapulida, Priapulimorpha, Priapulimorphida, Priapulidae. The transcript is spliced from 2 exons. Gene Ontology annotation, cellular component: plasma membrane.